GCCUGGGCUCUGGCAGAUAUGCACCCAUUUACGUGCAUAGACAGACAGGAGGCAGUGUCUUAUAUUACAGAUUUAUGCAGCUGAGCCAAUCCUGGCUUGCUGAGACACAACCACAUGCCACAUGUGCCUCCCUGUGGGUAUCUGCGACAGGUGCAUGGGAUGUGUUAGCUACCAGGACAGAAGAGAUGAACUGAGACAUUCUCCUUGCCCCUGGAUUUAGCAGCUGGAGUACAAGCAGGAAUCUGAAAAUUUCAGUUCCUUCAGUGAGAAAGGUACCUGUACCUCUUGGGAAGCCCAGUAAGCCAGAGCCCAGUCCUACCUUUCCAGGAACUGGCUGCUGAUUCCAGUGGGCAGAGAGAAUAACCAAAGUUAGAUGAGACCCUGGGCAGACCCAGACCUUCUGAUGCUAAGCCCGCAGUCCUGCUAGAGUGAGGACUCAACUACCUGCCACAAGCCUCGGACAAGUCGCAUUACUCAUCUGGGCCUCAGUUUCCUCAUAUGUCAAAUGAGGGUUGCUGGGAGGUUCAUACAAGGGAACAUACUGUGCAAACAGUUGUUGCCACUGCACACUUCACGGAUUCUGGUGAUAAGGAAAAGUAAACGUGAGUGUGCAUGCACAGGGUGCACACUUGUCCUGAGUCCCUCGCUAGGGUGUGGAAACCAGAGCCAGGCCAGGACUGGGUGGGCGCGAUCCUCCCAGCCCCCACCCCCAGCCCAGGGCCGGUGCGGCGGGGUUUUCCUCCGGCAGGCGGCGGGCUGAAGGUUGCACGGCGCGCUCCGCACGUGAGGCGGCAGCACUGGCUCCGGCCCCAGCGCGCAGCCCGGGCCGCCCGGCUCGCCUGGCGCAGGGGCUGCCCGCGCCGCUGGGCCGCCCAGCCCACCCUGCCGGCUCCCGGGGAUCGAGGCCCACCCGCCGCCCUCCCCGGCCUCCCGGAGCCCCUCCCUGCGGGCCCUGCUGGCCAGCGGCUGCCCUCGCACUGUCCCUUCGGGGCCCGCGAGUCCUCCAGUCCCUGCGGCUGUGUGGGUCCGCGCGGAAGCUGGUGCGCCGCGUGGCGGGUCCGAGGCUGGCUCUUGGCUCCUGCAGCUCCGCCGGCCGCCGCUGGGGGCGGCCUCUCCGGGGAGCUCGGCAGGGACGGCGCGCACGGCCCCGGGUUCCGGGCUCCCGUGGUCGCUGGGCUCUCUCUCCGCCGCGGCAGCCGGCCCGGCUCCCGCCCGGCUCCGUGCGUGUGAUCGCCGUGCGUGUGUGUGUGUGACGGGGGCGCGCGUCUGCGCGAGCGUUGGGGGCCGUGUGCAUGCGGGGCGUGCGGGGGAGUGUGUUUGUGUGUGUGCGUGUGGGUGUGAGUGCCUGGCUCACUCUCGCUGAGACACACACAUACAUACACACACACACACUCACGCGCGCGCGCACACACACACACACACACACACAACCCGGCUGGCUCGUCUGAACUUGAAGACGCCCCACAUUCCAAGAUGCCCGAGGUUCCUGGGGUUGCCUGGGGUUCUUCAAUCUGGAAAAUCCUACCGGCAUCCUCCUAGGGAGGGAUUAUCUGGUUUUGAUUUUUUGUUUUUUGAAAUCUGGAAGAGAACAAGUUGUGCUUUUUCCUCCCUUCUUGCUAAAUGCCGUGGAUAUAACUGAAUAAGCCGCUCAGGGCUCUCCGCGUGGACGUUCGAGGCCACCAUCUGCCUGCGUUCUCCGGAGCCGGAGGGCUUAGCUCGAGCCGGUCUCGGGCGAGGAAGGAUGCGUGGCCGAGCCAGGGAGCCCGGGCGCCCCGCGGAGCCGGCCUCGGUGCCUCCCAGCCGGGGGUAGAUGCUGCCUCGCCCAGGCACCGUGGCCUGAGUGACCAGACCAUGGAGACUCUGCUUGGUGGCCUGCUGGCGUUUGGCAUGGCGUUUGCUGUGGUCGACGCCUGCCCCAAGUACUGUGUCUGCCAGAACCUGUCUGAGUCACUGGGGACCCUGUGCCCCUCCAAGGGGCUGCUCUUCGUGCCUCCCGACAUUGACCGGCGGACGGUGGAGCUGCGUCUGGGCGGCAACUUCAUCAUCCACAUCGGCCGCCAGGACUUCGCCAACAUGACGGGGCUGGUGGACCUGACCCUGUCCAGGAACACCAUCAGCCACAUCCAGCCCUUCUCCUUCCUGGACCUCGAGAGCCUCCGCUCCCUGCACCUCGACAGCAACCGGCUGCCCAGCCUCGGGGAGGACACCCUGCGGGGCCUGGUCAACCUGCAGCACCUCAUCGUGAACAACAACCAGCUGGGCGGCAUCGCCGACGAGGCCUUCGAGGACUUCCUGCUGACGCUGGAGGACCUGGACCUCUCCUACAACAACCUCCAUGGCCUGCCCUGGGGCUCCGUGCGGCGCAUGGUCAACCUGCACCAGCUGAGCCUGGACCACAACCUGCUGGACCACAUAGCCGAGGGCACCUUUGCUGACCUGCAGAAACUGGCCCGCUUGGACCUCACCUCCAACCGGCUGCAGAAGCUGCCCCCAGACCCCAUCUUCGCCCGCUCCCAGGCCUCUGUUCUGACGGCCACGCCCUUUGCCCCACCCUUGUCCUUUAGUUUUGGGGGGAACCCGCUGCACUGUAACUGUGAGCUUCUCUGGCUGAGGAGGCUGGAGAGGGACGAUGACCUGGAGACUUGUGGCUCCCCAGGGGGCCUCAAGGGCCGCUACUUCUGGCACGUGCGCGAGGAGGAGUUUGUGUGCGAACCGCCUCUCAUCACCCAGCACACGCACAAGCUGCUGGUGCUGGAGGGCCAGGCGGCUACGCUCAAGUGCAAAGCCAUCGGGGACCCCAGCCCUCUCAUCCACUGGGUGACCCCCGAUGACCGCCUCGUGGGGAACUCCUCCAGGACGGCCGUGUAUGACAACGGCACCCUGGACAUCCUUAUCACCACGUCUCAGGACAGCGGCGCCUUCACCUGCAUCGCUGCCAACGCGGCCGGGGAGGCCACAGCCACGGUGGAGGUGUCCAUCGUCCAGCUGCCACACCUCAGCAACAGCACCAGCCGCACCGCGCCCCCCAAGUCCCGCCUCUCGGACAUCACUGGCUCCAGCAAAACCAGCCGGGGAAGUGGAGGCAGUGGGGGCGGGGAGCCUCCCAAAAGUCCCCCUGAACGGGCUGUGCUGGUGUCCGAUGUGACCACCACCUCGGCCCUGGUCAAGUGGUCCGUCAGCAAGUCCGCUCCCCGGGUCAAGAUGUACCAGCUGCAGUACAACUGCUCCGACGAUGAGGUACUGAUUUACAGGAUGAUCCCAGCCUCCAACAAGGCCUUCGUGGUCAACAACCUGGUGUCAGGGACUGGCUACGACCUGUGCGUGCUGGCCAUGUGGGACGACACGGCCACGACGCUCACGGCCACCAACAUCGUGGGCUGCGCCCAGUUCUUCACCAAGGCUGACUACCCACAGUGCCAGUCGAUGCACAGCCAGAUCCUGGGCGGUACCAUGAUCCUGGUCAUCGGUGGCAUCAUUGUGGCCACGCUGCUGGUCUUCAUCGUCAUCCUCAUGGUGCGCUACAAGGUCUGCAACCAGGAGGUCCCCGGGAAGACGGCUGCUGCCGUCAGCAAUAUGCACUCACAGACCAAUGGGGCUCAGCCGCCUGCUCUGGGCAGUGCACAUAGCGGGGCCCCCAUGCCGGGGCCCCCCAAGGUGGUGGUGCGCAAUGAGCUCAUGGAGUUCAGUGCCAGCCUGGCCCGAGGCAGCGACUCCUCUUCCUCCAGCUCCCUGGGCAUCGGGGAGGCCAUGGGGCUGGGACGGGGCCCCUGGAGGCUCCCACCCCCUGCCCCCCGCCCCAAACCCAACCUUGAUCGCCUGAUGGGGGCCUUUGCCUCUUUGGACCUCAAAAGUCAGAGAAAGGAGGAGCUGCUUGACUCCAGGACUCCAGGCGGGAGAGGGUCUGGGACAUCAGCCAGGGGCCACCCCUCGGACCGAGAGCCACUGCUGGGGCCACCUGCGGCCCGGGCCAAAAGCCUGCUCCCCUUGCCCCUGGAGGGUAAGGCCAAACGCAGCCACUCCUUCGACAUGGGGGACUUUGCGGCUGCAGCUGCAGCAGCUGGAGGGGUCGCCCCAGGAGGCUACAGCCCUCCUCGGAGGGUCUCAAACAUCUGGACAAAGCGCAGCCUCUCUGUCAACGGAAUGCUCUUGCCCUUUGAGGAGAGCGACCUGGUGGGAGCCCGGGGAACUUUCGGCAGCUCCGAGUGGGUGAUGGAGAGCACGGUGUAGGCCCAGGGCAGUGGGCAUCCUGCCUCCCACCCUGCCGGGGUGGAAGAAGGGGAAAGCAUCUUCACCGGCAAGUCUUUGUGAAGUCUCCAUGGUGAUGUUUACAUCCAGGGACAGUUUUGUCUCCCUGUCAACGGCCUCCCCUUCCCCCUCCCCCUCCCCCGCCACACCACCCACACCACCUUCCCAGGCCCGUCCCCCACCACCCAUCGGGGUGUGCUCAGGGAAAGCGGACUCCAUCGCUCAAAUGUCGGACUGAGCCCUGAGUGUUUGGAAAGGCGGAACUCCUGCCUUUCUAAUCACAAAUGUAGCCUAUGAGCAAGUGGCUUUGGAUUGCUGAUGGGUCCAGUGUUGUUUUUAUUUCUUAGUUUGUUUCUUCUACUUCCCAGACUCCUCUUCUGUCACGUAGAUAAUGGAGAGUUUACACAAGAAAGUAGGCUCCCAGCAGCCCUGGUAGUGGGCCAUCAUUGCCAACUGAGAAGAGUAGGGAAUGAUUUGGGUUCCACAUUUGUUUAGGGGAAGACUGGAGUCCCCCAUGCAGACUCCUCAUUAUUCCCAAUAUUCUCCACACUUGGGAGGGGUGAGUGACCUCCCCCAUACCUGACCCAGCUUCCUUUGCUUCUCAAACAUGAUGCCCCACACCUCACAUCAGCUCAAACCGGAAGGGGAACUUCCAGGACUCCUAUGUGUGGGAGAUGGGGGAAGAGCUUUAUGAGACAUAAGGGCAUAAGGGAUGUUAACUUUUGGAGUUGCUUUGGAAUUUUUGUCUCUUGUUGGGGAAGCUGAGUCAGGAAGUCCCCAUGAAUGUGUAGGGGACCAAGUGGGUUUCUCUUAAGGAAAGUUGGAUUGGGGGAAGGUGGGGCAGAAGGAGCCCCAGUCACAGAGUCCAAAGCUCUGAGUUUGGGUUCCAGACCCACCACUGAAUAACCAGCUGAAGACAGUGGGCAAGACCCUAAUUCAUAAAAUACUGAGAUCGUACCAGGUCUCCAACUCCCUCCCCGCUCAAAGGACUAAGGAACUCUUUGUGACUAAAUGAACUGUAGGGUUUUGAAACCUGAAGAGGUGCUUGUGAUCGUCUCAUCCUUAACCCUCUCUCCUCUUCCCCACAGAGUCUAAGGGACUUGCCCAAAGUCACACAGUGAGUUAGCAACCAUGUGAGGGCAGGGACCAAGGCCGCUUACCUCCUGGUGGUGGUGUGUGAAAUCCGUUACCCUGUCUUCACCAUAGCUAGGGCGUUUCUGUGCCCAGAGUCUGUCCCUUGUUUGUUCCUGAAGAAGGUGUGGGACACAGGGACAUGGAGGAUGCCUUCCAUGGAUGCCAUUUAUGAGGAGGAUGCGUCAUGGAAAUGACAGGAUGGUGAUGGGGGAGGGGGGCACGGGCUCCUUUCCAUCUGGGGAUUAACACUCAUGUCCCAGACAGUGGAGAGGGGGCAGAGGAGACAUGACUGGGGAGAAGGACUUCCCCCUGCAGCUCUGUCUCUCCUGGUCUCCGUCUGUUCCAGGUCUCUCCUCACUACCAACAUACUACCUCUCCCUCGGUCUCCCCACCUCAUUCUUUCCUCUCCUGAGUCUCCCCUAUAGAUCCCUAGCCUCUCUCUCUGGUUCUUCUCCCUCCUUCCACUUGCCAACCACACAGCCUACAAAGUGCAUAGGUGAGUCCAUUUCAGGCUGAAACAUUCUGAUGGGCUCAGGCUUGGAGCUGAGCUGGUGGCCCCCCUACCCCACCCAGCACACACAGGGAGAGGCAGGGAGUCUAUGCAGGAUUGCCUUCUGGCUCCAGCCCAGGAGCCUCCAAAUCCCAUCACUUCGUCCUUCCUCCCAUCCUCCUCUCUCUCCUCACCUUCCCUCCUCUCCAGUCUUCAUUCUUCUUCUUCCAGUGCCUCCCUGUCUUCCCCAGUCCUUUUCUGGUCCUGACCUGGCCAUUAACAUUCCGGUCCAGUCUCUUCCUGAGACCACAGGCUGACUUUCCAGGCCAGCCCCAGGACCGCAGCACAAGCCGUCCGCAGUCCCGGUGGUGCCCUCAGCCUUAGGUGACUUGAAAGGAAAUCUCUACUCCUCCCCCUUUCCCUGCUCCUUUUUCCUCCUCUCCUUUUUCCUGCUGCAUCUUUCUCACUCAACCUUUCUAAAUGUAGCCAUUGAGGAAGUGACCCCAAAUACCACCUCACUUUUUGCCUUUGGGUUCAAACACUCAGAGGGAAUGAGGUGGACGCCGGAAGGGGAGGAACCAGCUGUCCUCGUCAGUGGCUCCGAGCUCUGUCGUGACAUGAUAUGUACUUGCGCUUGUGUUUGUCAGGUUUCUGACUUGGAAUUUUGGAAAGCGACAUCCCUGUGGGCAGAGUACAAAUGCCAAUCUUCUCCUUUGCUUAAAAGAAAAUGUACAGUAAAAUGUACAAUUUUAAAAACAGCAACCAACCACACUUCUUGGGGGAGAGAAAAAAAAGAACAUUCCUGUCUCUGUGAA
Molecule: messenger RNA, 6684 nt
Organism: Vicugna pacos (alpaca)
Lineage: Eukaryota; Metazoa; Chordata; Mammalia; Artiodactyla; Camelidae
Gene: LRFN2
Product: leucine rich repeat and fibronectin type III domain containing 2
Cellular component (GO): cell surface; postsynaptic density membrane
Molecular function (GO): protein binding
Source: RefSeq, a predicted model, not a curated record